CAUCCAUUGGUGGCGAAGCGCUGGUACCCAGGAAACAAGGAGAGGAGGAUGUAGCAUCCCUCCAUCAGCACAUUAGCACAGGAGGCUAGCGCGAUGCUGAGCGGGGCGCUUUUGUGGGAUGUGUGAGAGUUUCACGGAGUAACAUGGCCUCUAGAGACUGAGGAGCUCUGCUUUCGGAGCAUGAUUCACCGCCAGGUGAUACUGACUCAGAACUUGUACCAGAACCGCUUUCUCGGGCUGGCGGCCAUGGCAUCGCCAUCUCGCUCGUCCCAGGCCCGGCGCCGGAGCAAAGACCCGAUCCGGCACAGCUUCAACCCGGAGCACUUUCCCAGCGUGGACUUCCAGAACGGCGAGCCCGAGGAGCUGGCGGCCACCCUGCCGCGUUCCACCAGUGAUACGGACCUGGUGACAUCACAUUGCCGCUCCACGCUGACCGUCAGCACCUCCCACUACGCCAUCGGCCAGUCGCCGGACAUCACGCUCACAUGGGACAUCAAGGAGGAGGUGGAUGCCGGAGACUGGAUUGGAAUGUAUCUCAUUGAUGAGGUGCUGUCUGAGAACUUUCUGGACUAUAAGAACCGCGGGGUGAAUGGCUCUCACAAAGGCCAGAUCGUGUGGAAGAUUGAGGCUAAUUCCUACUUUGUUGAGCCCGAGACGAAGAUCUGCUUUAAGUACUACCACGGGGUGAGCGGCGCCUUGAGGGCUACGACGCCUAGUGUGACCGUGAGGAACCCUUCGGCGCCGGUGUUCAAGCCGGUUGCCGUGGACGACGUGCCUCAGAGUCAGGGCAGCCGAAGACUCAUCAGCUUCUCUCUGUCAGAUUUCCAGGCGACAGGCUUAAAGAAGGGCAUGUUCUUCAACCCGGAUCCCUACCUGAAGAUCGCAAUUCACCCCGGCAAACACAGCAUCUUCCCCGCUCUACCUCACCACGGCCAGGAGAAAAGAUCAGGCAUCGUCUGUAACACCGUCAACCCCGUGUGGCAGAGAGAGAGGUUUAAUUUUGUGUCUUUACCCACGGACGUGCUAGAGAUUGAGGUAAAGGAUAAAUUUGCCAAGAGCAGACCCAUCAUAAAGCGCUUCCUGGGCAAGCUUUCCAUGCCGGUGCAGAGAUUACUGGAGAAGCAUGCGAUUGGUGACCGAGUGGUCAGCUACACUUUGGGUCGAAGGUUGCCAACGGAGCAUGUGAGCGGUCACUUACAGUUUCGGUUUGAGAUAACUUCCUCCAUUCAUCCAGAUGAUGAAGACAUGUCCCUCAGCACAGAUCUUGAGUGCACCACAGUGCCCGAGGAACCAGAGGAACCUGAGCAGCACCUGCCAGGGGUAAGAGAGGCAGGAGAACAUCCUGCUCCGGUCCAAGCCGAGGACACCAUGAGUCUGGAUAUGGUUGCUACUGACCUGCCUUUGGACGGAGACAUGGCCUCAGUAGAAGUUCCCAUGGAUGUAGAGGCCUUAGAGGCUGGUGAGGGAAGGACAGAGAUCCAGGAAGCGGAGGAGACUGUCCAGGAAGCGGACUCUGCACCUGGGGAGAGCAGUGAGCAAGAGGUGGAGACCGUGGCAGCUGAGCAAGAUGGAGGAAAUCAGGUGGAGGCUCUGGAGCCUGAGCAAGAUGGAGGAAGUCAGGUGGAGGUUGAGGUGUUUGAACAGGAUGGAGAGAGUGGACAAGAAGUGGCAGCUACCGAGCAGAUGGAGCAAGAUGACACAGGAGUAGAGGGAGAAGAAUAUUGUCAAGAGACGAAUCAUGUGGAACCAGCUGAUACAGAAAUUACAGAAGGAACAAUAGCAGCCCCUGCUGAAGAGGCGGCAGAAAUGGAGAAUGCAACGGGAGGAUCUGAAACUCAACAUGUCUCCCCUGAGGAUUAUGCUCAAGACGAGGAUGAGGAUCAGGAAGAAGAGGAAGGUUGCUCACUCCGGAUGCGGGGUGCAGCCAAGCGGAAAAAUCGGCCAUGCUCGCUGCCUGUGUGUGAGCUGGAGACUGUAAUUGCCUCGACGUGCGAGGAACCCGAGACGCCGCGGUCACACUACAUCCGUCUCCACCAUCUUCUCCACAGCCUUCCAUCUAACCAGUCAGAAAGCUCUAAAGCAGAAGAAGAAGAAGAGGAAGAAGAAGAACAAGACGAAGAAGGUGCCGCACCGGAGCCGCUGACUCCCAAUGGCCCACGUCGCUCCCUUCCUCGCAGCCGCUCGCACCAGCGCCUCUCCGAACUUGUGCAGAUAUUAGAUGGAGAGGGCCAAGCGCUGGGGUCUGAGGGUCAGGUCAGAGGCCAAAGGUCGCCAGGAGAGAGCGAGGGUGAGACUGACCUUAGCCCAGUGCCGUGCUGUAGUCACAUGGUGGCCCGGGGGGCAGGUGCAAUGCGUGCAGCAUCCUUGGACAGUGCACGAUGCACCAAGAGCAGCGUCUUCUCCUCACAGGAAGACGAUGACGACAUGGACGGGCUGAACGGCAUCUUGGAUUUAGAGGUGGAGCCUUGUCAGGGGGUCCGGAAUCGAACCAGGGACGGAAACAGGUGGGAGGAAGUGCCUGACACCCAUGUGCAAAGUCCACAAGGCAUUAUGGGUAACGGAGAGUCCCCAGGAGCUGGGCCCAGCAACAGGAGAGAAUGUCCUCUUCCAUGUAGUCACCCUCCAGUGAGCCAGCUCCCUGCUCUGAGACCAGACCCCCACCAUUACCCCACCAUCGACGAGCCCCUUCCUCCAAACUGGGAGGCACGUAUCGACAGUCAUGGACGUGUGUUCUACGUGGAUCACAUUAACCGCACCACAACGUGGCAAAGACCCACAGCAGCAGCGACGCCCGAUGGCUUGCGGAGGUCUGGAUCCAUCCAGCAAAUGGAGCAGCUCAACAGGAGAUAUCAGACCAUCCAGAGGACCAUGGCAACAGAAAGGAGGGAGGAGGAAGGAGGGAGCCCUCGAGUGGAGAGGACUAGCAGCACAGAGACCGACUCGCCGCCUCAGACAAGUGAGUCGAGGCGAGACUCGCACUGCUCUCCAAAUCACUGUCAGAAGAUCACCUUGCUGCUUCAGUGUCCGGCCGUCAAGUUCAUCACACAUCCGGAGUUCUUCACAGUGCUCCACGCCAACUAUGGUGCGUAUCGCAUGUUCACAAACAGCUCGUGUCUGAAGCAUAUGAUCCUGAAGAUCAGGAGAGACGCGCGCAACUUUGAGCGAUACCAGCACAACCGAGAUCUCGUGUCCUUCCUGAACCGAUUCGCCGAUGCACACAUGGAGCUGCCCCGGGGCUGGGAGAUUAAAACUGACCCUCAGGGAAAGUCAUUCUUUGUGGAUCACAACAGUCGUGCUACAACCUUCAUCGACCCCAGAAUCCCUCUGCAGAACGGCAGACUGCCCAACCACCUCACACACCGGCAACAUCUGCAGAGACUGCGCAGCUACAGUGCAGGAGAGGCAUCCGAUGUGUCCCGCACUCGUGGAGUGUCUCUGAUAGCGAGACCCAGUAACAGUUUGGUAGCCGCCAUCCGAAACCAAAGCCAGCAGGAGCCGGUGCCCCUGGCCUACAAUGAUAAGAUUGUGGCAUUUCUACGGCAACCCAACAUCUUUGAGGUGCUCCAAGAGAGGCAGCCGAGUCUGGCCAGGAACCACUCGCUGAAAGAAAAGGUACACCAUAUCCGUACAGAAGGCACACCCAGACUAGAAAAGCUGUCCUGCGAUGCCGACUUCGUCAUGCUGUUAAGUUUGUUCGAGGAGGACAUCAUGUCCUACGUUCCUCUCACCACGUUUCACUCCGGCUUCGCCUUCUCUCCUCGCUGCUCCCCGGGUUCCUCUCCGCAAAAUUCUCCAGGAACCCAGAGAGCUCGUGCUCCAGCUCCGUAUCGCAGAGACUUUGAGGCCAAACUUCGUAACUUCUACAGGAAACUGGAAGCCAAGGGGUAUGGACAAGGGCCAGGAAAAAUCAAACUAAUAGUACGGCGAGAUCAUCUAUUAGAAGGCACUUUUAACCAGGUCAUGGCCUACUCACGCAAAGAGCUCCAAAGGAAUAAACUCUAUAUCACGUUUGUCGGAGAAGAAGGUCUGGAUUACAGUGGGCCUUCUCGGGAGUUUUUCUUCCUGCUCUCUCAGGAACUGUUUAACCCGUAUUACGGCCUGUUCGAGUACUCCGCCAACGACACAUACACAGUCCAGAUCAGCCCCAUGUCAGCCUUCGUAGAGAAUCAUUUGGAAUGGUUUCGUUUCAGUGGCCGGAUUUUAGGCCUAGCGUUGAUUCAUCAGUACCUGCUGGACGCUUUCUUCACCCGGCCCUUUUAUAAAGCUCUGCUCAGACUAGCCACUGACCUGAGCGAUCUGGAGUACCUGGAUGAAGAGUUCCACCAGAGCUUACAGUGGAUGAAGGAUAAUGACAUCACAGACGUCCUUGAUCUCAACUUCACCGUCAAUGAGGAGGUGUUUGGCCAGGUAACAGAGAGGGAGCUGAAAUCAGGAGGAGCCAACCUUCAGGUGACGGAGAAGAACAAGAAAGAGUACAUAGAGCGCAUGGUGAAGUGGAGAGUGGAGAGAGGAGUGGUCCAGCAAACCCAAGCUCUGGUCCGGGGCUUUUAUGAGGUGGUGGAUUCUCGACUGGUGUCGGUGUUUGACGCUAGAGAGCUGGAGCUGGUCAUCGCUGGAACAGCUGAGAUUGACCUCAACGACUGGAGGACCAACACAGAAUACAGAGGCGGCUACCAUGACGGGCACAUCGUGAUCCGGUGGUUCUGGGGAGCAGUGGAGCGCUUUAACAAUGAGCAGAGGUUGCGGUUGCUGCAGUUUGUUACAGGAACGUCCAGCGUGCCGUACGAGGGCUUUACGGCUCUGCGUGGAAGCAACGGCCUGCGCCGCUUCUGCAUCGAGAAGUGGGGGAAAAUUACCUCUCUGCCCAGGGCUCACACCUGCUUUAAUCGCCUUGAUCUUCCUCCGUACCCGUCCUACACAAUGCUCUACGAGAAGCUCCUCAUCGCUGUAGAGGAGACCAGCACUUUCGGCCUUGAGUGACGUGAAGAUUCCGCGCCGCUCGUCUGCGCUACACGUCCAGUACACUACUAUAUUCGUGGCUCCGUUUUUAGUCAAUAGAAACAAAUAGCGAUCUGUAUAUAUUUAUUUAUAUAUAUAUAUAUAUAUUGCUUCUACACCGAAGACGCCGUCGCAUGCACCACUCACCUGUGCACACACGUGACAUACCGUCUCUGGGGCAGCGUCGUGUGCACCAUGCAAGCCGUGUAUGCAAUAUGACACAACAGGCUUAAGCCUAAGCCUUAACUCUCAGGGCCUCGACCUCUGCUGCAGCACCACGACUCCAACGAGGCUGCAGUGUCCAGUCGGGAUGCAUGCGCACACACACUCACACACACGACUGACUGCUCGCACCGCAGUGUCGCUCGCGUCGGCUCGGUCACAGCACGUGAAACACUUCCUUCCAAAAAAAGGCGUCAUUACAGAGAUGAGCACGAAUAUCUGAAUAUCAGAAGCAGCACAGGCAAUGACAUCAGGAGCCGGAGAAGCUGUGCAGGCUUCAGAUUGAAAGGAAAACUCCAGUGUUUUUAUUUUUAAAUCGAGUCUUUAUCAACUGCAUGAGGAGGGUUGCCAUGGUAACAGGAUCAUGAACCCGUAUAGUAAUUGUGUCCUUUUUAUAAUAUUUUGAACAAAAUAGAAAGAAAACCCGCACGGACACGCCGUGUUUCCUGUUCAACCAACAGCGCUGUCGAAUUCUCUUUAUUCUGAUUGGUCGGAAGGGAAGCUGUUGAGAUAUUAACAAUAAUUUAAAUAUAUUAUAACAGCUCCUUCGCAGGGACCUGUAUGAUGGACACACUACAAUAAUAUAAGGUUAAUAAUAAACAAAAGGGUUUGGUUUUUUCAAAAGAUGUGUUGUUAUUUAUCCAAAAAAUGCGAACAGUCGUUCUAUAAGGAGAUGUUUGUUUACCGUAUAAGGAAGGAGUCUCCAGCGUCGGUGCUUUACAAGAGAGAAAUGGGAAAAUUCUUUAGGAUGGAAGUCAGGUGUUGUCUUAUUUAAUUUAAAAUAAGAGUCUGGGGAGGAGACAAUUAUAGAUAUUAUAAUGUAAGUGAUACUAACUAAGUAUAUAAACUACAAAUGAUUAAACGUAUGCAAUUGGCUGUGGUAUAAGAGGAAGCAAACACUUUCAGUCAUUUUAAUUUUAUGUUUUUUUAUUUUAUUUUAUUUUUUAUUAUUUUACAAAUGCCAGAUCCCCUUGUAAAUAAAAGUUAUUAACAUCUCCCCUUGACUUCUUUUUAUUUAUUAACGUAUUUAUUCAACCAAGGUGCAUUAAUCUGAUUUAUAUAUAUAUAUA
Molecule: messenger RNA, 6290 nt
Organism: Hemibagrus wyckioides
Lineage: Eukaryota; Metazoa; Chordata; Actinopteri; Siluriformes; Bagridae
Gene: hecw1b
Product: HECT, C2 and WW domain containing E3 ubiquitin protein ligase 1b
Exons: 28
Coding region: 181-4980 (1599 amino acids)
Biological process (GO): regulation of dendrite morphogenesis
Molecular function (GO): protein binding; ubiquitin-protein transferase activity
Source: RefSeq, a predicted model, not a curated record